AAAUAUUUGAAACGCCAAUUGGACCAAAUAAGCAUUCGAUUGACCAAUCAGGACAAAGGAGGCAAAGAUAUUUUUUGUCAAUCAACUGCAUUUGUGACGUCAAGUGGAGUGCAUCUUCUAUAAAAGGCGCAUUUUAGUGAGGCAUCUUAAACAUUAUUCAAUUUGUUGGCAAUGCGAUGUACGAAGCUUUCAUUAGCGGUUACCGUUUGGCCGAUGUGUCACAUGGCAAACCCUAUUAUGUUUACUGUAUCGAGAUCUUGGAAUCACAAACCGGCACUCGAUACACCAUUGAGAGGAGAUAUAGCGAAUUUAGCGCGUUACAUCGCACGUUGAAGAAGGACAAUUCGGAUAUUGCGCCUUUUCCACCAAAGAGAGUAAGAAACUCGCAACCAAAAGUAUUAGAGCAACGACGAGCUGCACUGGAAUUAUAUAUACAGAAGAUGCUACAUUUACUGGCAACAAAGCAGCAAGUUCUCAAUUUUUUAGGCAUAGAAGACCAGGGAUUUACAUCUCACAAGAGAUUAUACAAAGCUACAAAUUGCUCGAUACACAAUCCAAAUACUCUGGGACAUCAUCCAGUCUUAACUUUUCACUAUGAUCCAUAUGUCCAAGCUGAUUCAACUAGCAGUCUUCCAGAUGUUGUAACGAAUGGUGUGUUACUAGGUAUAUACAAAUCUUGAUAUUUCCAAUGUAUUGAGAUAAUUUGCAAGGAUAUUGAAGGAUAACAAUAAAUAUUGAUAAGGGGUGAAAUCUAAUGAAAAGAAUGUAAUAAUAUACAAAUGAACAAAA
Messenger RNA from Cataglyphis hispanica, 789 nucleotides. RefSeq names its product sorting nexin-22-like. The record is from RefSeq and is a predicted model, not a curated record. Bases 177 to 680 code for a protein of 167 amino acids. The transcript has 4 exons. Gene Ontology annotation, molecular function: phosphatidylinositol phosphate binding. NCBI's taxonomy places the organism in Eukaryota, Metazoa, Arthropoda, Insecta, Hymenoptera, Formicidae.